This is a messenger RNA of Morus notabilis, 1078 nucleotides long. RefSeq names its product protein ULTRAPETALA 1-like. Gene Ontology annotation, molecular function: DNA binding. Gene Ontology annotation, cellular component: nucleus; cytosol. The transcript is spliced from 4 exons. The coding region runs from base 153 to 818 and encodes 221 amino acids. Lineage: Eukaryota; Viridiplantae; Streptophyta; Magnoliopsida; Rosales; Moraceae. The record is from RefSeq and is a predicted model, not a curated record.
UCUCUUUUAUCAUCUUUUCCUUGUUCUCUCUAUCUCUCCAUGUGCUUUUUGUCUGCUUGUCCUUCAUGAAUACACUUCAUAUUUGGCUUAGCUAGACAUGAGUUUACAUUAUUUAAGGAACGAGGAAAGGGAAGGCUAGGAGAGUGAGUACAAUGUUCAGUGAUGAAACGCUGAAGUUGAUGGAUGGGCUAAGGUGUGGGCCGGACUAUAUUGAAGUUACCUGUGGCUGCACCAGCCGGAGAUUUGGGGACUCAAUUGGUAAGCUCAGGAUAUUCACCUCUGGCCAGUUCCUCAUCACCUGCCAAUGUUCCUUGGGUUGCAAGGAAACAAGAUUGACACCAGAAGAAUUUGAGAAGCAUUCAUUGCGAGGGGGUCAAAAGAAAUGGAAGAGAAACAUAUGGGUCGUGGUGGACAACGUGAAAACACAGUUACUGAAGACUGGCCUGUUGAAGUAUUACAAGCACGGUUCGAACAUGCAAAAUGGGGUGUGCAGCUCUCGCCGCAAAUUGACUUUCCACAGAGAUGAGUUCAUUCGCUGUUCGAGGUGCAAGAAAGAACGCAGGUUUCGCCUUCGGUCCAAAGAAGAGUGCAGAAUCUACCAUGAUGCUUUGGCCAAAAGAAGGUGGAAGUGUUCUGAUGACAUGAUAACCUGCGAAGAGGAAGAAGAGCGAGAGAGCCGCAAAAGCUGCAGGGGCUGUCCCCGGUCUCCAGCAUGCAAGGGCUGCACUUCUUGCGUCUGUUUUGGGUGCUUGAGGUGCCGAUUCCUCGACUGCAACUGCCGCACAUGCGUGGACUACAUGCAGAACGUAAUACCAUAGACGGGCUUCUUAAAAAGAAGCAGAAAGGCUCAUCCUUCCUCUUGCUUUAAUUUAAUAUAACCAUUUUUCUUAAUAGUAAAGCUAAGACCUUCUAUCAAGAGGGUUGGUGAUUUUGAUUUUGCUAUGUCGUUUCUUCUCAAUCUUCAAUAGAUUCGGAGAAUAAGGCUUUUAUGGGAGACUGGCCUCCUAAUUAUCUAAGAAUUCAUCUCUGCCAUGAGAAACGUUUUUAAGUACUAGUCUAAAGUUAAACUUCUUAAUUA